CCAUUUCUGAAUUUUUACUUACUAAAAGAUUUAAGUUGUUUCUAACCUCGUGGGGGUAUAAAAAAUACCCCCAAUAACACUUGACGACCCAUAGCAAACACUUCGAGGGUGUCAAUACAGAGAGCUAAACUCGUCACUUUCUUCCAAUGAUGAAAUCCAAGUAUGAGAAUAUGAAAAUUAUAUACAACCGCAGUAAAUUUGGUUGGUAUUGGGCACCGGUGUUUAUAGCAUUUUGGUUUCUGCUCUUCUAUCUGACUGUCAUACCCAGUUUUCACUAUAUGCCCGAUAGCCUUCUAAUAGCCGAAGAGCCAAAUAACCCAGGACGUUUUAUAGGAGAACGUGCGGAAAAUACUUUACUUAGACUAACGAAAAUCGGUCCCAAAGUUGUGGGUAGUCCCGCCAAUGAACAGUCAGUGGUGGCCUUUUUACUAGGAGAAAUAUCUCAAAUACGCAAUGAAGCUCGUUUGGAUUUGUUCGAUAUUGAGGAGGACGUUCAAAUAGCUUCGGGCAAUUAUGUUCUCUGGAAAAUGGUCAAUUGUUAUCAGAGCAUUCAAAAUGUUGUGGUAAAGAUUACACCAAAGAAGUCGAACAGCACUUCUGCUUUACUGAUUAAUAGUCAUUAUGAUACGGUUCCCGGUAGUUCGGGUGCUGGUGAUGCUGGUAUGAUGAUUGUUAUUAUGUUGGAAACUAUAAGAGCUAUUACCAAAUAUGAGACUGAAUUAAUGCAUCCUGUUGUUUUUCUGUUCAAUGGAGCCGAAGAGAAUCCUUUGCAGGGUUCCCAUGCCUUUAUUACACAACAUGAUUGGGCGCAAAAUGUUAAGUAAGUUUGUUGUGAUUUCAAACUA
Lucilia cuprina (Australian sheep blowfly) is the source of this 845-nucleotide messenger RNA. RefSeq names its product endoplasmic reticulum metallopeptidase 1-like. The coding region runs from base 147 to 824 and encodes 225 amino acids. NCBI's taxonomy places the organism in Eukaryota, Metazoa, Arthropoda, Insecta, Diptera, Calliphoridae. Gene Ontology annotation, molecular function: metalloexopeptidase activity. The record is from RefSeq and is a predicted model, not a curated record. Gene Ontology annotation, biological process: proteolysis. The transcript has 2 exons.